AUGAAGGAAGACAACCAGAAGAGGAAAAAGACUGCGCCCGAGGAUUCGGAAGCCGAAGCUUCCAAACGAGAGAAGAAAUCUCCCACAGAGGGUCAUACCUUGAGGGACGCCGUUGCCGCACAAACACCGCAUAUAUUUUUGCAGUUCGGGCCUUGGCCCCUCUCGUCGACGGCGUCGUCCUCUCAGGCGCAGGCGCAGCCGGACUUCGAUUACCUGUUCAAGCUCCUCCUCAUCGGCGACUCCGGCGUCGGCAAGAGCAGUCUCCUCCUCCGAUUCACAUCCGACUCAUUCGAGGACCUAUCCCCAACCAUCGGCGUGGACUUCAAGGUGAAGAUGGUUAACAUUGCCGGCAAGAAGCUCAAGCUCGCCGUCUGGGACACCGCUGGACAGGAACGGUUUAGGACCUUGACCAGCUCUUACUACAGAGGGGCACAAGGGAUCAUCAUGGUGUACGAUGUUACUCGCCGAGAAACAUUCACCAAUCUCUCUGACAUAUGGGCCAAGGAAAUUGACCUGUAUUCGACCAACCAGGACUGUAUAAAGAUGCUUGUCGGAAACAAAGUGGACAAGGAAAGUGAGAGGGCUGUCACCAAGAAGGAAGGCAUUGACUUUGCCAGGGAGUAUGGGUGUUUAUUUCUGGAAUGCAGUGCGAAAACCAAAGUGAACGUGGAGCAGUGCUUUGAGGAGCUUGUGCUCAAGAUAUUGGACACGCCGAGCCUGUUGGCGGAUGCAUCCUCUGGGGCGAAGAAGAACAUCUUCAAGCAGAAGGCGCCAGAGGCUGAUGCUGCGGCGAGCGGCUGCUGUUGAUUUCAUUCACGCAUGCUAAUCCCGGACAUCUAUCUAUGAUCUAUCUUAGUGGAGGAUGGAUGACAACGUUUGUUGGAGAAAGUGAUGAUAUCUAGGCAGCUUGUUUGUUUCUGCCGGUUUUAUUUCGCUUUUGUGUUGCUGUAUAUGAAUCAGUCAGUCGGUCGGUCGGUCAAUGCUCCUCAUGUUGAAGUUGAAUCUGAAAACAAAACACAGUACCUUGGCAGCUUUCAGCUCUCUCUAUAAUGUACGUACGUAUUAUUAAGAAAAGCUCUAUAAAUUUAGUCA
Triticum urartu is the source of this 1092-nucleotide messenger RNA. The record is from RefSeq and is a predicted model, not a curated record. Lineage: Eukaryota; Viridiplantae; Streptophyta; Magnoliopsida; Poales; Poaceae.